AUUUAAGGAGUGUAUGUGUUGUGUAGCUACAACUUGCAAGCAUAAAGGGUAAUGUGAAGUAGCAUUAAAGAUUCUCUUCUUCAAUAUGUGGAUCCGGAGAAUAGACUACCUAGAUUAUUCUGCACAUGAUUGUCUUCAUUUUUUUCAUGCUUACUCCACUCAUGAAUGCUGCAAUGCUGUUCAAUGGGGACCUUCAUGUUCUCAGAGUAUCAGGUGAGGAAGAAAAUAAAGGCCUGGUUUUCGAAAAAAUUAGUGCUUUACUUGGACUAGGGAGGUUUUACAGGAGGAAACAACAAUCUUCCCCAGUUGAGGCUCCGGCUCUGGCUCCGGCUCCAGCUCCUAUCUAUCAUCAUGCACAUUCUCAUCAUCGUCAUUCACACAGGGCGCGUAUUACUGCACCUAGGCGUCGCAGGAUCAACAAGGAGAGGAGUGAUCAAGGUAUAGUUACCAGAAACAUUGUAGUGUUGUUUAUUGUGUCUGCUAGUCUCGUGUUUGUGCUUCUGGGGAUUGUGUUCAUCUGGGGAUGCAAGAAAUUUAGAAAAACAAGGAAAGAAACAAGUAAGAUGGCAAUAUUACACAGCAGUGAUAUUGAAAAUUAUAGAAGAUCCAAGGGUGUUGGUAUUAUAGAAAAGGUGAAUAAAGAGAUGGCAAGAUCGGAGGCUCAGAAUGUUGGUUGUCCUGCUGUUGGAGACAUUGGUACUGGUAAUAGUGUUGAAAAAUCGUCUGUCGGUUGUGGCUCUCAGACCAGUGAUGAGAAAACUCUGAGGGAUGCUUGUUUAGCAGAUGAUGAAUCUUUCCAAUCACCGGAUGAUAUACAUUCAGCAAAUGCUCGAUUUUCCAAUGCUUCAGCAGAACCUCUUAGUGACACUUCAGAAACUGUACUCCAAUUUAAGCCUAGUUCACCAAUGGCCUCAUCAUUGUUAUCAUCUCUCCAGCCACCGCCACCUCCUCCACCCCCUCCCCCUCCCCUCAAUAGAAUUCACAUGUUUCCUUCCACGUCUCGUCCAGGUCCAACAACAUUGACAUCCGCAGCUCUAAGCUCUGCAUUUUCCAAUUUAAUGUUAACUAGCAAAGGAGAUCAGUUUUCUGAAUCAAGCCAAAAGUCUGAAAACAACUUGAAGGAUCCGUCCAAGAUUCCACAGCGCUUCCCUCCUACAUUUACACAAGGCCCACCUCCGCCACCAUCUCCACUCGAAAAAUAUAGUUCACUAGACAAAGAUGGUAACCAGUUACCAAAGCUGAAGCCGCUUCACUGGGACAAAGUUAGAACUGCACCUGAUCAUUCAAUGGUAUGGGACAAAAUCAGGUCGAGCUCAUUCGAAUUUGAUGAGGAAAUGAUCGAAUCACUAUUUGGGUAUGAUAUAAAAUAUUCUUCGAGGUACGAUGAAGCUAAGAGCCCUUCCCCCAAAAAACAUAUUCUUGAGCCAAAGAGACUUCAAAACAUUACCAUACUCUCGAAAGCUCUGAACGUGAGUGCUGAUCACAUCUGCGAGGCACUGAGGCAAGGAGCUGGGCUGGGUUUACAACAACUGGAGGCAUUAAUCAAGAUGGAACUCACUAAGGAAGAGGAAGGCAUGCUCACAAGCUACCAAGGAGACAUCGAUGGUUUAGGUUCAGCGGAGAAGAUUCUCAAGACAAUACUGCAUAUACCCUUUGCAUUUCCGAGAAUAGAAGCCAUGAUUUACAGAGAAACCUUUGAAGAUGAGAUAGCUCUUCUCAGGAACUCCUUCUCAAUGUUAGAGGACGGUUGCAAGGAACUACGAUCAAGUCGGCUCUUCCUAAAAUUACUCGAGGCAGUGCUUAAAACAGGAAACAGGAUGAAUAUAGGGACAGUAAGAGGAGGAGCCAGAGCAUUCAAACUUGAUGCACUCCUUAAACUCGCUGAUGUAAAAGGAGCCGAUGGCAAAACCACACUGCUUCACUUUGUUGUCAAAGAAAUUAUUCGUACAGAAGGAAUCAAAGCAUCUGAUAGCAUAAUAGGGAAGAUCAAUCAAAAAAACAGAAGCCAAACUUUUGAAGACAGAGAAGAAGCCUACAGAGAGAUGGGGCUAGACCUUGUUUCGGGUUUGACAUCAGAGCUCUUCAACGUGAGGAAAACAGCCAAUAUAGAUUUUGAUGCCAUUGCAAGCUCACUAUCAAAUUUAUUUCAUGGUCUGGCUCAGUUACAGCAUCUAGUACAGACAGAUUUGUCGAAGGAAGAAAUGAAUGGAAGUUUUGUGUUGUCAAUGAGAACUUUUAUAAGCUACGCAGAGAAAAAGUUAAAAGAAAUGAAAGAAGAUAAAGUUCGAGUUCUAGUACUUGUGAGAGAGAUGACCGAGUAUUUUCAUGGGAAUGUGAGCACAGAUGAAUCAAACCCUCUUCGUAUAUUUGUUGUUGUUCGAGAUUUUCUGGGUAUGCUAGAUCAUGUGUGCAAGGAAAUCAGGAACUCGAAAGCUCCACCUGCAUCUAAUCGUCUAGCUCCAUUCCAGUAGAUAGAACUUCUGCACUAGGUUGCUUGUAAUUAAGAAAGGCAAUUCAAAAUUUUCUCAA
Messenger RNA from Daucus carota subsp. sativus, 2529 nucleotides. Its product is annotated as formin-like protein 11. The coding region runs from base 126 to 2471 and encodes 781 amino acids. Gene Ontology annotation, biological process: actin nucleation; actin cytoskeleton organization. Gene Ontology annotation, molecular function: actin filament binding. The record is from RefSeq and is a predicted model, not a curated record. The transcript has 5 exons. Lineage: Eukaryota; Viridiplantae; Streptophyta; Magnoliopsida; Apiales; Apiaceae.